This is a messenger RNA of Ictalurus punctatus (channel catfish), 1370 nucleotides long. It is a transcript of the gene wdr73, whose product is annotated as WD repeat domain 73. The record is from RefSeq and is marked provisional. Gene Ontology annotation, molecular function: protein binding. Gene Ontology annotation, biological process: cytoplasmic microtubule organization. Gene Ontology annotation, cellular component: cytosol; spindle pole. Lineage: Eukaryota; Metazoa; Chordata; Actinopteri; Siluriformes; Ictaluridae.
GUUUUUUUGUUGUUUAUUUAGAAAGAUAGAGGGAGUGUGAGAGAAUUAUAUAUUUAAGAUUCAGCAGAAAAAGUAUAAAUCUCUUGAUAAUAACAUGGAUAUGUCAUCUGAUGAAGCCGAAGACUGGUUUAUGGAGUCAUUAACCCUCUAUAAAGACCUGCAUGAAUUUCAGCUCGAACAUCCAACGAAAACAAUUGAGUGGACUGGAGAAAAAAGUAUAUGUGUUGCAGACUACUCAUCAGGGAAGAAUGAAAUUUUAGAGCUACUGUUGCCUUUGAAGUUGUAUGCAAUGGGGAAUCAGGGCCUCUGUCCAGAGCGGGACUUUAAAGUGCAGCAUGGCGGAUUCAGUGAUGAGCCAGUUGAGUGCCUGAGACACAUCUUUGGUAAACGAUGUGUGGUGACUAGCGGGCGCCAUAAUUCCAAUCUCCAGGUUUGGGACAUUGGAGAAGAUAAUAGUGAUAUUAUCAAGAGGACAGGAGUUAUAUACUGCAGUCACACAUCAGCCACGGGCAGAAAACUUGCCUCUGGUUUCACCGAGGAUCCGUCUGUUCUUCACGGCUCUACAAUAUGUGACGUUCAGCAGACUGAUGUAGCCUCAGGGAGAAUGCUUUAUGCAGUAGAAACAGACUCAUUGGAUGUAGUGAGUGGUCUGCAGUUUCUGAAUGCCAAUACAUUUGCCAUCUGCGCAACUAAUGGCACUCUGUAUGUUGGAGACUCAAGAGAUCCAAAGAUCAAUCAUUAUGCUCUCUUGGAGAGUACGACUGGCUCACAUUGGGCUUUUGGAUUGAGGACACAGUGUGACCCUGCCAUGUGUACUGUAGCAAGACUUUCCUCCUCUGGUCAGGUUAUCGUGUCUGAUCUCCGAAAUCCGAGCACUCCAAUCAGACAAGCUCGGCUUAAUCUGCAGCAAAAUGAUCCCAGCAAUGAGUUUCUGACGGUCACAUGGGCUCCUGCUCUGGAUAACCAUCUCGCUGUGUCAGGAUUUGAUGGAUCAGUGCACAUCUUUGACACAAGAAGCUGGAGCACCGAUUUACAGAUGCCUCAGCCCAUUUUUGUGCAUCGAGGUCAUGACUUAUGUGAAGAAAAGGCUGAUGCCAGUCUUGUGGUCACUACUCAUGUGUGGCAUCCAUGGCGACCAAGAACCUUGCUAUCUGCUGCUUCAGAUGGAUCUAUACAUGUUUGGGAUUGGGUAGAUAAAGAUAAUGAGAGUAUAGAAAAAUUACAAAAGAUAAUUUGAAUUAAAACAUUUCUGUAAUAAUUUUUUUAUUGCAUGAGAUGAAAAAGAAAUAUGUAUUUAGCAUAUCAUUGGCACUGAUGAAUAACAGUAAAAAAAUUAAUUCAAUAAAUAAAAAUCUUGCUGUUUUGCCAAA